AUGAAAUGUCUUAUCCCGGGUCCAAACGUAAAAGUUCUAGGGAGAACUAUCCACGCUCUAGCAAGAUUUGGAGAUGAAUUAUAUUUAGAAUCUUCGCCGGAAGCAAUCCUUUUAAGGACUCUUAACGCGUCAGAAUCUGCUUAUGCGAUGGUGAAAUUUAAUAAAGUUUUCUUCUCUUAUUUUAACUACAAUUACUUUUCUGCAAAGGACCAAGAGGGUUUAAAAUGUAAAAUAUCCAUGAAAAGUGCUCUACAUGCCUUUAAGUCACCAACUCAUAUGGAUAAACAAGUAGAAAAUUUAGAAAUUAGGCUGGACGCAGAGUCUUGCAAAUUAAUAUUUAUAAUAAAAUGCAAACAUGGUAUUGUAAAGACUCAUUUUGUUUCAAUAUUGGAUUGUAAAGCAAUGCAAGCUGUUUACACUAAGGAUUUAGUACAUAACAGGAUUACAUCGUCACAAAAAAUAUUGUCCGAAGCUUUAGGAAACUUUCAAUCUUCAGAUGACCAAGUAAACAUAGAAGUCAAUACAGAGUCACUUAUAUUACGCAACUAUGUGGACAGCAGUAUGGAUUUGUCAAAGGUCAUUCGGACACAAAUUAGUAUAAAAAGUGCAGAGUUUGACACCUACGUAAUAGGAAGGGAAACAGUUAUAACAUUUACAAUAAAAGAAUUUAGAGCAUUAUUAGCCUUUGCUGAAGCACUGAACUUACCUCUUCAGUUACAUUUUGAAGUAACGGGCAAGCCAGUUGUGUUUAUAGUUCACAAUAAUACUACAUUUGAAGCCCACUUUGUACUAGCCACAACAAAAUCAGAUACCCCAACUCAAACAUCAGCAUCACAGAAUAGUACUAUUACUGACCGCAAGAGAAAAGAAAUGGGCUUCAAUUCAAACUCUGUGAGAAAGAAACCAAAUUUAGAUGUAGAUGUGUCCAAGUGCCUAGAUGAAGACUCCCAUCUCUUUGAUUAUAUAGAAAUGCCAAUAGAUAUUAUUAAUGCACAAAAUAAUGAUUGUAGUAAUAAAGAUAUCAGUCAAAGUAUUAUUCAGGAAAAUGUUGACUGUGAUAACAUACCACCAUCACCUACAUCCAAAAUGAAAAUAAAGACGAUAUUUAAAAGAUGUUUUGAAAGCACAUUCGAUCCCAGAAGUAUCAGAGGCUCAGUUUUAGCUGAGAAUUCAGAUAGCGAAUAA
This is a messenger RNA of Leptosia nina, 1185 nucleotides long. The record is from the annotation of a GenBank genome assembly. NCBI's taxonomy places the organism in Eukaryota, Metazoa, Arthropoda, Insecta, Lepidoptera, Pieridae.